ACCAACCAGUGAGAGGAAACAAACAUCCACGCGCAAUGACAAUGGAUGAGGAGAAAUUCGACGGACUACUGCUGUCGAUGGCUCAGCAACACGAAGGUGGAGUUCAAGACCUUUUGGAAACGAUAUUCAGUUUCCUAGCAAGAAAAACAGAUUUUUAUACCGGAGGAGAUGAAGGUGCUGCUGAGAAGCUUGUCAAUAGUAUAUUCAAAAAGUAUCAAUCCACAGCAAUAACUAAGAAAAAUAAAGAGAAGGCUGAACGAGCUGAGCAGGAGAGAAAGAGGAAAGAAAAAAUAGAGAAGAAAAAGAAAGAAGCAGCUCUUGAACAUGAUUCUAAAAUUGUUGAAUUAACUGAUGAACAAGCUGUUAAGUUACAAGAAGAAAUUGAUUCUAAGAAAAAUGUUGAAAAAAAUACAACUGCUAAUACAAGUGAUAAGGUGGAAGAGAGCAAGAAGGAAAGUGGUCCAGGUGACGAAGAUGAGGAUGAAACUGAAAAGAACAAACUGAAGCCCAACAUAGGCAAUGGUGCUGACAUGCCAAAUUACAGAUGGACACAGACCCUCCAGGAUGUUGAGGUGAGAGUGCCGCUGAAUGUGAAGUUCAACGCACGAUCAAAAGACGUGUCUGUUGUGAUAACGAAAAAUCACUUGAGAUGUGGUCUUAAAGCUCAGGAUCCGAUCAUCGACGGCGAUUUACCGCAUGAAAUCAAACUUGAAGAUUCAACGUGGGUCAUCGAGGAUGGCAAAGUUUUGCUCUUCAACUUGGAAAAGGUAAACAAAGUGCAAUGGUGGGCUCACUUGAUCACAUCUGACCCCGAAAUCAGCACAAAAAAAAUCAACCCAGAACCUAGUAAAUUGUCUGACUUGGAUGGCGAGACUCGUGGACUGGUUGAGAAGAUGAUGUACGAUCAACGUCAGAAAGAAAUGGGAUUGCCGACGUCCGACGACCAAAAGAAACAGGACGUCAUUAAAAAAUUCAUGGAACAACAUCCGGAAAUGGACUUUUCAAAAUGCAAAUUCAACUAAAUUAACUCAAGGAUAAGAUUUAUUAUUUACAUUACAAGUUUCCAAUUAUGAUAUUUAUAAGAGAAAAUGAGUGAUGAUUCGAAAGUAU
This is a messenger RNA of Phymastichus coffea, 1110 nucleotides long. RefSeq names its product nuclear migration protein nudC (gene nudC). The transcript has 8 exons. Gene Ontology annotation, biological process: protein folding. The record is from RefSeq and is a predicted model, not a curated record. Gene Ontology annotation, cellular component: cytoplasm. NCBI's taxonomy places the organism in Eukaryota, Metazoa, Arthropoda, Insecta, Hymenoptera, Eulophidae. The coding region runs from base 36 to 1022 and encodes 328 amino acids.